This is a messenger RNA of Culex quinquefasciatus (southern house mosquito), 1165 nucleotides long. RefSeq names its product torsin-like protein (gene Torsin). Gene Ontology annotation, biological process: cellular response to misfolded protein. The record is from RefSeq and is a predicted model, not a curated record. NCBI's taxonomy places the organism in Eukaryota, Metazoa, Arthropoda, Insecta, Diptera, Culicidae. The transcript is spliced from 7 exons. The coding region runs from base 116 to 1129 and encodes 337 amino acids. Gene Ontology annotation, molecular function: ATP hydrolysis activity; ATP binding.
UUUGUCAGCGUUGCUUUUCGCGGGUGUUUGUAAACAUGCGUUGAGACGAGGUUCAAAAUUAGCUUGGUGAUUGAUUUCCAUGAUUGGCAAUAGUUAUUGAUUUAAUGCAGAAAAUAUGAUUUUUUGUCGCGUUUUUGUCUUUACGAUUUGUCUAGCGUUUUCUGAUGCACUUUUUGAUCCAUUUUCGUUGGCUGCCAUUGGCGGGGCAGUUGGAGCCGGGUGGUUCAAAUAUGAUUAUUUGAAGGAAAAUACAUAUUGCCGCUUUCGUGAGUGUUGCAUUGCUCCGUACUUGAAGCACGAUGUUUCCGAACUGCAGCGUUUGCUGAGUGCUAACCUUUAUGGUCAGCACAUUGUGCAAACAGUGCUUUUUAAUGCAAUCGGUGCCCACUUGAAGAACAUCCAAUCGUCACGAAAACCACUUGUAAUGAGUUUCCAUGGAACAUCGGGUACUGGCAAAAACUUUGUUUCUGACUUCGUUGCUCAGGCCCUCUAUCAAAAAGGGAUUGAAAGUAACUAUGUGCACAAAUUCACUGCCGACAUAAUCAUAUUCGACGAGCUUGUGAUGAACCAAUUCUCACUGGCUGCGGGAAUAAAGAAAGCCAUCAAGGAUUGUCCUUACUCUCUAUUUAUUUUCGAUGAAAUUGAAAAGUUAAAACCCGGAGUGUUUGAUGCUAUCGUCAAUCUGUUGGAUCAUCAUUCAUCACUCAAAGGAUACGACUUUUCAAAGGCCAUAUUCAUAUUUCUUUCCAACAGUGCAGGCACUGAAAUUGCAGUAAAGUUGAAAUCAAUCACCGAUUCGGGCCGCUUUCGAGAUGAAACAACCUUGGUGGACUUUGAACGUAUUGCUGAGUUGGGUGCUUAUAAUGUGGUCGGAGGGUUACAAGAUAGCAAACUAAUCGAAUCGCAUGUGAUCGACCAUUUUGUACCAUUUUUACCACUGGAACAAAGACAUGUUGAACAGUGCAUCAAGAAAGAGUUUAACAAAAUAUGUCACAGAAGCACAAGCGAUAAAAUCAUAAGUGAUAUUAUGAAAGCGGCUGUUACAUUUGAUGAAACUCACGUGUAUUCGAAUAAUGGGUGUAAACGGUUGAGCAAAAAAGUUGAGGCCUAUUGUUAUAUGAACACGUGAUAAAUAAAAAGAAGUCAUGUAUUUUGACACAAUAAA